Lecanosticta acicola is the source of this 1836-nucleotide messenger RNA. NCBI's taxonomy places the organism in Eukaryota, Fungi, Ascomycota, Dothideomycetes, Mycosphaerellales, Mycosphaerellaceae. The record is from the annotation of a GenBank genome assembly.
AUGACGACCCAGCCGCCCCUCCACGAGACGCGCCGCAAGUCGAGCAUCGGCACGCUCGAGAUCCAGAGCGGUGACGGAGGCGUCCGCACCGUCAACUUGGACGAGCUGAACGAUGCCGACCAGCAAUUGGCCGCCGAGUUCGGAUACAAGCCCGUCUUCAAGCGUGAAUUCGGAUACCUCUCCACCUUCUCCUUCGCCGUCUCCAUCAGUGGCCUGUUCGCCACGGUAGCAACCACCUUCGUCUAUCCGCUGGAGGCUGGUGGGAGUGCUUCCGCAGUCUGGUGUUGGCUGAUCUCCGGAUCUGGGUGCAUGUGCAUCGCUGUGAGUCCCCCGCCUCCGCCUCCGCCUCUACCUCUCCGCCGAAGAUGGCUGACUUCCUCGCUCUAGUGUGCCGUAUCCGAACUCGUCUCUGCAUAUCCGACCUGUGGUGGUCUCUACUAUACCGUCUCCCGCGUCGCCCCCAAACCAUGGGUGCCAUCAAUCUCCUGGGUGACUGGAUGGCUGAACAUCUUGGGCCAGAUCGCCGGUGUCGCCUCCUCCGAAUGGGGUGCCGCUUCUCUUCUCCUGGCUGCCGUUUCCAUCGGCACCGACUACAAAUAUGUUCCCACCGUCGGUCAGAACGUCGGCGUCAUGGCUGGCCUCACCGUCAUCACCGGUCUCGUCAACUCCCUCUCCACCUAUUGGAUGGAGAAGAUGACCAAGACCUAUGUCAUCUUCCACGUCCUCGUGCUGGUGACCUGCUCCAUCGCUCUUCUCGCAAUGGCACAGCCCAGUCGCGGCCAGCCGAAGCACGACGCCGACUAUGUCUUUACCGACGUACACAAUGUCUCCGGCUGGACUCCUGAUGGAUGGUCGUUUCUCUUUGGCUUUCUCUCCGUCAGCUGGACCAUGACCGAUUACGAUGCCACUGCGCACAUCACCGAGGAGAUCCGAAACCCAGAGAUCAAGGCACCGUGGGCCAUCUCCAUGGCCAUGCUCUUCACCUACGUCGCCGGCUGGCUCUUCAACAUUGUCCUCUGCUUCGUCAUGGGCGAUCCAGACACCAUCCUAGCCUCCACCAUCCAACAGCCGGUUGCCCAGAUCUUCACGGACGUCUUGGGCAAGGCUGGUGGCAUCGUCUUCACCCUGUGUGCUUUUGUCAUCAUCAGUAAGUCAUACGCGUUCAGCGCUUCCGGCAUCUGCUAAACGUUAGCCCUCCAGAGUUCGUCACCUUUACAGCCAUGCAAGCGCUCGCACGAACCGUCUUCGCCUUCUCCCGCGACCGCCUCCUGCCCUUCCCGAACCUGUGGACGAAGAUCCUGCCGCUUACUGGAACGCCCAUUCUCGCUGUGUGGAUCUCCGUCUUCUGGUGCAUAGCCAUCAACCUGAUCGGACUGGGAUCGUACGCCGCCAUCGAGGGUGUUUUCAACGUGACCGCCAUCGCUUUGGACUGGAGCUACUGUAUCCCCAUCUUCUGCAGAAUCGUCUUUGGCAAAUUCGAGCCGGGGCCAUGGAAUUUGGGUCCGGUAUUUGGACCGAUUGUGAGCUCUUGGGCGUGUAUCUGGACCCUGUUCGUUUCCAUCAUCUUCAUCCUGCCGACGAUCAGGCCAGUGACUGCUGCCAAUGUAAGUUGAUCUUCAGUCAGACUCGAAUCCCAUGCAUUGUUGCUGACUCUUACUCACGCAGAUGAACUACGCCAUUGCGUAUCUCGGUGGCAUCCUCAUCUUUGCCGCCAUUUACUGGUUUGCUGCCGGACGCAAGUUUUACACGGGACCACUCAUCGAAGCGGAUGUGAACGACGAAGGCGCCAGGAGCAGCGACGACGAUGUCGCAAGGACGAAGAGAGAGGUCAACUGA